AUGUGUGCUUUAAUGCGGUCGGCUGGAGGCCGUCACAAGCACACUCUGCCUGAUCUUCCUUAUGAGUACAGUGCUCUUGAACCAGUAAUUAGUCGUGAAAUUAUGAGCCUGCACCAUAGCAAACAUCAUGCCACAUAUGUCAAUAAUUUAAAUGCAGCAGAAGAAAAGUUAGCUCAGGCCCAGGCUAAAGGGGACAUUCAAACAGUCAUCAACCUUGCACCGGGUCUAAAAUUUAAUGGAGGUGGUCACAUCAACCACACAAUCUUCUGGCAGAACUUGUCACCGAAAGGUGGCAAACCAUCUGAUGUUUUGGUCCAGGCUAUUGAGAAGGACUUUGGUUCACUAGAAAACAUGAAGAACCAGCUAGCAGCAGCGUCUGUUGGUGUACAGGGCUCUGGUUGGGGAUGGCUAGCAUACAAUAAAAUGAUGAAGAAGUUACAAAUCCAAACAUGCCAGAACCAAGAUCCAUUAGAAGCUACCACAGGUUUGGUGCCCCUCUUUGGAAUUGACGUAUGGGAGCAUGCCUACUACCUUCAAUACAAGAAUGUGCGUGCGGAUUAUGUUAAAGCAAUAUUUGACGUAGCCAACUGGCAAGAUAUCUCAGCUCGAUACGAGAAAGCAGUCAAGUGA
This is a messenger RNA of Leptosia nina, 630 nucleotides long. The record is from the annotation of a GenBank genome assembly. Lineage: Eukaryota; Metazoa; Arthropoda; Insecta; Lepidoptera; Pieridae.